Cavia porcellus (domestic guinea pig) is the source of this 5569-nucleotide messenger RNA. It is a transcript of the gene Csf3r, whose product is annotated as colony stimulating factor 3 receptor. Gene Ontology annotation, biological process: cytokine-mediated signaling pathway. Gene Ontology annotation, cellular component: external side of plasma membrane; membrane; signaling receptor complex. NCBI's taxonomy places the organism in Eukaryota, Metazoa, Chordata, Mammalia, Rodentia, Caviidae. Gene Ontology annotation, molecular function: cytokine receptor activity; cytokine binding. The transcript has 21 exons. The record is from RefSeq and is a predicted model, not a curated record. The coding region runs from base 344 to 2872 and encodes 842 amino acids.
ACAGGAGCACUCAGAAGGUGUCGCAAUCCUCAGUGCCCCAGCUGUCAUUAACGAAAGAGCUGGGGAAAGCAGGCGGACUGCAGCAGGUUUCAGGAACUUGACUCAAAGAGUUAAGGAGAGGAGAGAACAGGAGGUCAGCGCGUCCGGCCAGGUUCCAGCAAGGAAUUUCAAAAGAACACAGAAAGUACCCAGGUGAUGUGGCUCUCACCUGAAAUCCCAACACUCUGGAAGGCUGAGGCAGGAAGAUGGAAAGUUCAAGCACAUUCUGGAUGGGGAAACUGAGGCUUGGAAAAGUGAAGUAAUUUGACAAAGGCUACAAAACUGGUGAGCACCCACUGGCACCAUGGCAGGGCUGGGAGCCUGCAACCUGGCCACAGCAGCCUUGAUCAUCCUGUUCCUCCCCAGAAGCAUGGAGAAAUGCGGACACAUCAGCCUCUCUGCACCCAUUGUGCGCUUGGAGGACCCUGUCACAGCCUCCUGCACUGUCAGCCAGAGCUGCAGCCACCUGGAGCCAGAGCCACAGAUCUUAUGGAAGCUGGGAGCAGAGCUGCUGCAGCACAGGGGGAAGCAGCAGACCCAACCCGACGGGUCUCAGCAAUCAGUCAUCACCCUGCCAUCCCUCAACAGCACGCACACCUUUCUCCACUGCUAUCUGAACUGGAGCAACAGUCUGCAACUCCUGGACCAAGCUGAGCUGUGGGCAGGCCACCCUCCAGCCAUGCCUUAUAACCUGUCCUGCCUCAUGAACCUCACAACAAACAGCCUCACCUGCCAGUGGGAGCCAGGAGCCGACACCCACCUGCCCACCAACUUCACCUUAAAAAGCUUCAAGAGCCGGGGUGACUGUCAGACCAAGGAGGACCCCAUCAAGGACUGCGUGCCUGCAGACGGGCAGAGCUACUGCUCCAUCCCUCGCAAACACCUGCUCUUGUACCAGAAUAUGGUCAUCUGGGUGCAGGCAGAGAACGCGCUGGGGACCAGCCUGUCCCCACAGCUGUGCCUUGAUCCCAUGGAUGUUGUAAAACUGGAGCCCCCCACACUGUCGGCCCUGGACCCCAACUCUGAGGUGGCACGACCUCGGCCAGACUGCUUGUGGUUGCGCUGGGAGCCAUGGAAGCCCAGCUUUUACAUGAACCAGAAGUGUGAGCUGCGCUACCGGCCGCAGCUGGGAGAAGCCAGCUGGGCACAGGUGGGCCCUCUGCCCUCCAGGACUACCCGGUAUGAGCUCUGUGGGCUCCGUGCAGCCACAGCCUAUGCCCUGCAGAUGCGCUGCAUCCGCUUACAUCUGCCGGGUGACUGGAGCAGCUGGAGCCCCAGCCUGGAGCUGCAAACCACCCAGAAAGUCCCCAUCGUCAGACUGGACACGUGGUGGCGGCAGAGGCAACUGGACGCCAAAACCACUGGUGUGCAGCUUUUCUGGAAGCCCACACCCUUGGAGGAAGACAGCGGACAGAUCCAAGGGUACCUGCUUUCCUGGAGUCCCACAGCCCACGCCGAGCUGGUUCUGCCCCUCUGCAACACCACAGAGCUGGGUUGCACCUUCCAGCUGCCUUCAGAGGUCGAGGAGGUGACCCUUGUAGCCUACAACAGCGCUGGGACCUCUCAUCCCACCCCAGUAGUCUUCCUGGAGAACAAAGGCCCACCCCUGGCCAGGCUUCACGGCAGGGCCCGAGACCGUCAGAGCCUCUGGGUGGACUGGGAGCUCCCCAAUCCUGUCCCUCAGGGCUAUGUGAUUGAGUGGGGCCUGAGUUCCCCCAGCUCCAACAGCAGCAAUGUGACCUGGAGGCUGGAACCCAAUGGGAGCAUCACGGAAACUCUGCUGCAGGAGAACAUCUGGCCCCUUCAGCUCUACGAGAUCACUGUGACUCCCCUGUACCAGGGCACCAUGGGACACACCAAGAAUGUCUAUGUCUACUCCCAAGAAAUGGUCCCCCCUCGUGCUCCAGUGCUGCAUCUGAAGCACAUAGGUAAGACGUGGGCUCAGCUGGAGUGGGUCUCCGAGCCUGCUGAGCUAGGGAAGAGCUCUCUAACCCACUACACCAUCUUCUGGACCAACGCUCAGGACCAAUCCUUCUCCACCGUCCUGAAUGCCUCCUCCCAUGGCUUUGUCCUGCAUGGCCUGAAGCCCGCUAGUCUCUACCACGUCCACCUCAUGGCCACCAGCCAGGCUGGGGCCACCAACAGUACAAGCCUCACCCUGAUGACCUUGGCCGUAGGAGAGUCCGAGAUACACAUUUUCGUGGUUGUGUUUGGCAUCCUGAUUUUGCUCAUCUUCUUCUGUGGGGCUUUCUGGCUCUGCUGCCACCCCAGCAGGAAGAAUCCACUGUGGCCAAACGUGCCAGACCCAGCCCACAGCAGCCUGGGCUCCUGGGUGUCCACCAUCAUGGCAGAGGAGACCUUCCAGCUGCCCAGCGUUCAGGACCCCAGCACGACAUCCAUCACCAAGAUCACCGUGCUGGAGGAAGAAGAGAAGAAGCCAGCGGCCUGGGAGUCUAGUGACAGCUCAGAAACCUGUGACCUCCCCACCCUUGUCCAAGCCUAUGUGCUCCAAGGAGACCCAAAAGCAGCUCCCACACAGUCACAGCCACAGUCUGGCACCAGUGACCAGGUCUUUUAUGGGCAGGUGCUGGGCAGUCCCACCACUCCAGGGUCAGGGCACUACUUUCGCUGUGACUCUACUCAGCCCCUCUUGGGAGCCCCCACCCCCAGUCCUAAACCCUAUGAGAAUCUUUGGUUCCAGAUCAGCCCCCUGAGAGCGCCAGAGUCUCCAUCCCCAAACCAAGAGGAUGACUGUGUUUUUGGGCCACUGCUUGACUUCCCCCUCCUGCAAGGGCUCCGUGUCCAUGGAGCAGAGGGACUAGGGGGCUUCUAGGAUUUCCAGAGUCUCCCUACCUGGGCCUGCCUCUUGACAGUCCUGGACUGUCCAGAAAAGGGGAGAGGUCAGUAAAAACUACCCAGGCCCAGGAAAGCAGGGAGGCUCCCAGCUCUCCCUGGUUUCCAGCACAUCUUUCCCUCUCUAUUUCCAUUGGCUGAGUCUCCCUGCAUGAUUUAAGAGGCAAGAAAUGCUCUGUCCAGUUCCACCUAUUGGCCUUUUGUGCUUGUUUCUUAUAGUAAUUUCAGCCUCAUAAACUGAUUUUUUUGGCACUGGGUUUUUCAUUGUGUUUUUGUUGUUUUUAGAAACCAUGACUGUGCCCGAAUCACUGUUUCUUUUCAGGGAUCUAGUAGUCAGGAGAUUACGUCUCAGAAUCAUUCAUUUGACUCGCUCUCACCUAGACUCUCCAGUGAUGGCAAAUGUUCUAGAGCUUUGAAUGAUAACAAACAGCCUACUACAGCAUGAAUACCAUAGGUUCACCACCACCGACUAGGUUCUGUGCCGACAGCAGAGAUCCAAAAACGACAGCUCAGUCCACUCUCAGAGAACUCCCAGUUCUAUGGUGGAAACCCAAAAUUGCUUAUUAGGGUACAGCAGCAAGGAUUAUAGGGAGAGGCAGACUGCUGUGGAACAUGGUGAGGAGCCUAGAAUAACACUAAUCCCUACUGGGGAACUAUAAUUAACACAAAUUCUCUUACCAACCCAGAAACCCUCUACACAAGGAUAAAAGAGCAAGAAAAUAGUUUUGUGACUAAGCUUUAAACUUUACAUGUGAUGUUCAUGGCAGGGAAUCCACUAAAGAGUUUACAAAGACAGAAAAAAAUCUUGCCAUUUUAUGUAGCCAAGUGGAUACAACUCAUUGCACACCCUGUCUCAAGAUAAACAAGAUAACUGAGUUCAAUUCCUAGUACAAAAAAAUGAAAUGAAAUAAAAACAAUAACUAUGGGCCAGGGUUUUAGCUCAGCAGCAUAAGCGCCUGCCUGGCAAGUAUGAGGUCAUGAGUUUGAUCCCCGGUACCAAAUAAGUAAAUAAAUAAAUAAUGCUCAAGUGGGAGGACUUCACAGUACCAAUUCUCACACAUAGUUCAUCUUAAAUUCAUUCGAUGAAUGGGGUACCCAUUUAUGUUUGCUAAUUGCCUUUAUCCAAAGUAACAGUACAUUACUCUUGUCUUUACCACAAAAGGAUUUGCAACUCUGAGCUCAUCCUCAGCUGAAGUUGGAGGUCCAAACUCCCACAAGCAAUUUGGAGGAAAAGGGAGCAUUGUCAUGCUUGAGGAUUAUAAAUCAAAGAGAUGGCUUCAAGGUCCUUGAGGAAAACAUUGCUGGGUUGUAAAAGUGGAAAGAAGUUUAUUUAGUUUGUAAGAUUCCCAUACAUCUCCAAAGAGUAGAAAACCUUCAUAGAUCCAGGCGUGGGGGCACUACUGUAAUCCCAGCACUUGGGAGGCUGAGGCAGGAGGAUUACCAUGAGUUUGAGGCCAGCCUGGGCUACAUAUGCGAGUUCAAGCCCAGCCUGAGCAAAAACCUGUCUCAGAAAAAAAAGAAAAGAAAAAAGACUUCACAAUUACAAUUUUUCUACAGUAAAUGCUCUAAGAAAAGUGAAGGGAGGAGAAUCUUUUUGUUCCAGAGAGAAUGAAACUUUAUUUCUCGUUUUUAUUUAUAUUUGCUCUUGGUCCCCCAUUUCACAAAAUUAUCGCAGCUAAGCAUUAUUGAAUACUUCUGUUUAACUAAGUACAUACUUGGCACACAAAUCCCUCAGGUAAGAUACAUGCUGUUAUUACCAUCCCCUAUUUGAGGGAUGAGUACAGUGUGGUCCAGAAAAUUUAAGUGACUUGCCCACGAGGUCACCUAAUCAGUAACUCACUGAGUUAGGGUCCUUGCUCAGCGAACUGAGUCACCAAGCUACAAGCUUGCAAGGCUGAAUCUCGGUUGUUCUCAUAAGGCUGCAUUCUGAGCAAGGCACUAGGGCCAAGGGAAAAUGGGCGGGGUGGGGGCGGACCGCAAACCCCAAAGUAAUCAGAGCCCAAGACCACGAAUGUGUCGAGGAAUUAAGAGCAGGAUGCCCUCCAAGAAAAAGUGACACUUUACAGUAUGUACUCCACUGGCCACAAUGCCACGUCCUCAAUCUGACCAGCUGCUAAUCAAAACCUCUCAAUUUUACCCAAAAUGCCGAGCGCCUCGAGAAGCCUGCCCGCCGAUCCAUUCUCUCGAUUCUCGUUUACUUUUGUCGCGCAACUGCCUCGAUUACUCUGGCCUGAGCCAUCAUGGCGGCGCCCAUGUAGCUGGGCUCUCGCGACCUGGACGGUGGCCGUGGCGUGGGCCCCGCGGGGGUCGAGAGUCACCAUGCUUAAGGCCGCGUGGAGAGCAGUGAGCUUAUUUGGAUUCCGGGCAGCGACCCAGGCCCCAGUCUUUGGUCUGCCGGGCAGAGGGAGGGCCAGGCUUCUCUCAGACCAAUGGGGCCUGCAGCCUCAAAGUCUUCUACAGGCUGCUUGUGGAUAUGCCACCCAGAAUCCAGUCCAGCCCUGCCACGACAAUGACCCACCCCCUUCUACGCUCCUCAAAGACUACCAGAACGUCCCUGGAAUCGAGAAUAUUUCUUUGCCUUUUCUCUCUCCUCCUAUAUUUGCCUCUUACUGCUCUGGGUUUCCAUAGGGCUGACGAUGUUGUGAAAAGACUGUUAUCUUUGGAAAUGGCUAACCGG